Molecule: messenger RNA, 4041 nt
Organism: Sinocyclocheilus grahami
Lineage: Eukaryota; Metazoa; Chordata; Actinopteri; Cypriniformes; Cyprinidae
Exons: 12
Coding region: 265-3087 (940 amino acids)
Source: RefSeq, a predicted model, not a curated record
UUAGAGUCUCCGCCAUCACAGUCUUCUGCGUUUCGCUACAGUCUUUCGGAUUUGGAAACGCAGACGUUCUUAUUCUUCUUUAGUAGCGUAUAAACCAUUAUCAUUCAAUCAAUCAAUCAAAUUACAAUCGGUAUAUCUCUCUUUUGGUAUUUAGAGGGUUUUGUUAACAGUCGUCGCUGUAAGUCGAGUGGAUGGGUGUGGUUCGGAAACAAUCAACCAGUAUAAUAGCCAUCGAAAUCUAAUUUUGCCGGAAUCUUCAACAUUAUGAAGACCUUAUUACAUUUUUUUCUACUAAUGUGCGGAGUGUUUUAUGCUAAAACAGAUGAAGUGAAGUCAGUGAUGGAGGGAGAGUCUGUCACUCUAAACCCUGAUCUUUCUAAAAUACAGGGAUUUAUUGAGAUACUGUGGCGGUUUGGAGAUAAAGGUUCCACCAUUGCUCAAAUUGAUGGAAAUAAAACCUCAUAUGAAGAUUAUGAGGUAUUUAGAGGCAGACUGCAGCUGAACCAGACUGGAUCUCUCACCAUCACAAACGUCAGAACCAAUCACUCUGGAUUUUAUAAAGCAGAAAUCAGCCACAACACUGGAACCUCAGAUCAGAAAUUCAGUGUUACUGUCUAUGAGCCUCCAUCUGUUAUUGCUGGGGCUGAAGCUGAAAUGAAGAGCGUGUCAGUGAAGGAGGGGGAUCCUGUCACUCUUCAUGUUCCUCAACUACAAGGAAAUGAGCUGAUAUUGUGGAGGUUUGGAGAUGAAGAAAAACUCAUUGCUAAACAUGAUAUAGAGGCCAAGAGCUCACCAUUAUAUUAUGAUGAGAGAUUCAGAGACGGAUUGAAACUGGACCAUCAGACUGGAUCUCUGAUCAUCACAAAAACCAGAACCACAGACUCUGGAAUUUAUAAAGUGAAGAUCAGCAGCAACAAACAGACUUUAUACAGGAGAUUCACUGUAACUGUCACUGUUCCAGAUUCAGGUGUGUCUCCAGGUGCUGUAGCAGGGAUUGUUGUUGUUGUUCUGCUGGUGGCUGCAGCUGUAGCUGCUGCUGGUGUGAUGUACUACCGUCGUCCCAGGACCUCUAAUCUACCAAUCCAAACAUUGUCAGUAACUGAAGGAGAAUCUGUCACUUUAAACCCUGAUACUGAAUUAGAGACGGAUGAUGAUAUACAUUGGCUGUUUGGAGAUAAAGACACUCUCAUAGCUCAGAAGUUCAGAAGAAAGACCAGAGAGCAUUUAAAUGCGACUGAUGAGAGAUUCAGAGACCGGCUGGUGCUGGACCAGGAGACAGGCUCACUGACCAUCAGUUGCAUCACAGCUGAACAGAAUGGACUCUACACUCUGAAGAUCAGAAGAGGCAGAGAAACCUUAUACAAAAGAUUCAUUGUUUCUGUCAAUGUUAAACCUGAGCCAGUUGAAGUUGAGGAGGGAGGUUUUGCUUUCCUUCCCUCUGGUGUUACUGAAAUACAAGAAGGUGAUCAGAUGCUGUGGACGUUACAAGAUGAAGAGUCUCCUAUUGCUACAAUGAGUAAAAAUAACAAGAAGACCUAUUUCUAUGAUAAUAAGAAAUUCAGAGGCAGAUUGCAGCUGAAUCAUCAGACUGGAUCUCUGAUCAUCAGAAACCUCAGAAAAACAGACUCUGGACUUUAUCAACUACAGAUCAAAAGCAAAGGAGGGACUGCUUCAUACAGAAAAUAUAAAGUUGCUGUCUGUGGUGAAGUGACAACGAUGCCAGUGAAGGAGAGCGAUGAAGUCACUCUAAAGAUUGAUUUUCAACUGGAGAGAGGGGCUGAUAUGGAGUGGUGGUUUAGGAAUGAAAUGUGCAUAGCUUCUUUAAUAAAAGAGGAGGAGCAGAUGAAAUGUAGAUCUGUUGCUGGUGGGAGAUUUAAAGACAGACUGGAACUAGAUCAAACUGGAUCUCUGACCAUCAAGAACAUCAGACCUGAACACACUGGACUUUAUGAAGUGAAAACAAAUUGCGGCUCCAGGAAAUUCAGUGUUAUUUCUGAGGAUAUGGAGGAGUACAUGGAUCAAAUCCAGAUACGUCAUGGCAGUGUGUUCGUAGAACCGGAUGAAAUGAAGAAAGUGUCAGUGAAGGAGGGAGAAACUCUCCAAUUAAGCAUUGAUACUGAAAUGCAUUCAGAGGAUGAGAUGCUCUUAAUGUUUGGAUCAAAAAUACACCCAUAUGAAAUUAUAGCUAGAUUCAGUGAACAGGACAAGGAUGAAUUUAUAACUGCGUCUAAGAGAUUGACAGACAGACUGAAUUUGGAUUGCAGUGAUAUUCUCACCAUCGCUAUCACAAGCAUCAAUGUCACAGACUGUGGAGAUUAUUUUGUACAGAUCACCAACAAGCUAAAUAAUAGCGUCAAGUCAUUCACGUUCACUGUUGUUCCCGAUGGUGUGUUUAGUAGUAAAGAGAAGUCCGUGUCAGUGAUGGAGGGAGAACCUGUCACUCUAAACCCUGAUCUUACUCAAAUAAAGAAAGCUGAUCUGAUAGUGUGGACAUUUGGACAUGAAGGAAGGCUGAUAGCUAAAAGUGAUGUAAAGUAUGAGAUGGAGAAAUUUAGAGACAGACUGGAGCUGAAUGAUCAAACUGGAUCUCUGACCAUCACAAAUACCAGCACCGCAGACUCUGGACUUUAUGAACUAAAGACGAUCAGAAACACACAGGUCCAGUACUGGAGAUUCAUUGUGACUGUCAUUGAUGGAGAAGUGAUGAAGCCAGUGGCGGAGGGAGAAUCUGUCACGCUAAACACUGAUGAAUCUGAAAUACAGCCAGAUGAUCUGAUACUCUGGAAAUUUAAAGACAUGAUUAUAGCUAAAAACAAAGAACUCUGCUCUGAACUUGAUGGAUUCACAAGACUGAAGCUGGAUCAUAAGACUGGAUCUCUGACCAUCAAGAACAUCACAAUCACAAACUGUGGAUAUUAUACACUACAGAUCAUCAACAGAGAAAGAACUAAAAAUAAGAGAUUCAAAGUUACAAUCAAGGCUUUUCUUAAAGAUGCCUUGUUGAACAGUGUGGAUGAUGUGGAAAUAAACAUGUAUGAUGAAAGCGAGGAUGAUCAGAAUGAACAUCUCCGUCACAUCAGGAUCUGAGCUCCAGCUACAACAACAACAAAAAAAACAUGUUUCUGCUUUUAUGUGCCUCUAGAAUAAGUCCAGACAGUGAAAGUGAGAAAUGAAUUUGAGCUAUUAAACUCUCAAGUAAAAGCUUCUUUGGUUUUAGAUAAACAAGGAAACAAGUUGAUAAAGACAUUUCAUAAUUCAUUUAAUAAUGUUACACUUCAUACCUCUUACUCUAUUAACAUAAUACCAGUUUGACUCUUACAGCUUUGUAACAGCAAGUUUGGUUGUAGUCAGUGUCAGAAAGUGUCAUAUAAGCAUUUUAUGUGAUGUUUUACCACAGCAGUAUUUCUCUAUCCAUAGUGUGUGCUGUUUUAUAUAAUUAACACCACUAUCAGUUAAAUGUUCAUAUUCAGCAUUGAUUAGAAUGUGUUUUAAAGCCAACAUCACAUGACCACCUCGUCAUGUGUAGAAAUUCAUCAGACUGUAUAUAAUAGACACACAGUUCAGAAACAUCUUUGCCCGUCCAGAACUACAAUCAGUGUUGCUCAACUAGACUGAAUUUGACAUGUUUAUUGUAGAAAUUAAUGCAAAGUAAUGCAUACUUUGCAUUUAAUGUCUAAUCUGAAUAUGAUUGUUUUUGUCUUCUAAUCUGAUCUGUAAUUGUAACUGUGACCUGAAUUUAUAGUAUUUAUACUGACGUUAGCCUUAGUGCACUUAUAGUAAAAAAAGAUAAAGGCUUUUGCUCAACUCUAGUACUUAGUGAUAUGAUACCACAUUGUGCCGUGCCUUUGCUACUGUUUUAUUGCCAUAUGUAUGUAAUUUUGACAAAAGCAUCUGCUUCAUACGAUAUUAUGCCACUAAUCUUAAUGUUUAAUCAUUCAGUGGACACACACUGAUAACAGCUUUUGCUUCCUAACAACUGUUUGAACACAAAACGCAUGAAAAUGUAAAUACACAUUUGAAUGUGGAUGUUACAGUAUUAAA